AACGGUCACAUACGGGGUCAUGGAUCCCGUGAAAAAGGCCGAGUCGGCCAUUUUAGGCCAAGUUUGGGUUCAAAAUGAAAUUUCGAGAUGAUGGUCAACCCGAAAACAUCUCAAAUUGAAAUAAAAAUCAAUAAUAGAUGUCUAUUAGUGAAAUGGAAACAAAGAUUGGAAUGGAUCUCUGAAGAAUGAGCCGUCAGGCAUCAUGGACUUCACCCACUUGGCCGCCGCAAGACCACGAUUGCGCGCCUUCGAGGCGAUUUUUCGAAAUGAUGGUCCACCUAGGAUUUUUUCAAACUAGUAACAGCUUGUACAGCUUCUCAUAAGGUAUCUUUUGAGAAGUUAGGAAGAAUGGAUCUCCCGGCUCAAGCUCAUGGUGGUCGAAAAACUGACUCGGCGGACACAAAAAGUACCGUAACUCAAAAUUUUCCCACCGUAACCCAUGAUGGUAUGUACUGUAAAAGUUCCUAAAAUUGAAUUACCUAUCGAUUGAUAUAUCACUUGCCUAAUAAAAAAACUCAUAAAUACUGAGAUACGCAGGUGCCCACCUGCCUACCGUAACCCGGCUACAGUAAGAGGAAAUGGCUCAAAAAGUUGGGUCCGCAUUUCUGAUGAUGGGUUAUCACACUGGAUGAAGUUUUGUCGAAAUCAAAAAAUAUUUUUUUUUAUUGUUCCCGUUGUUUUUGAGAAUAACGGAGACAGCGUGUUAAGCCGGUAAGCGAGACCCGGAAAAGAAGGAAUACAGUUGCCUUUCAAAUCUGAAACGUUUUUAGGUUUUGUUGAGGCGUGGUGAGACGAAGGAGGGUGAUUUCUACCACGCGCCAAGUGGCUGGAACGAUCACGACCUUUUCGCAGUGUGUUGGGGUCCAGCGGUGGCUGCCCUCAGCUAUGUCUUCGACAAGUCCGAGCACGAGCACAUUCUUCAAGUCUGUACCAACUGUUUCGUUUUCACGGGACGCGGAAACUUUCCAGAAAGCUCUCAGUGGGUAUCGCAAAUGUGCCUCGAUAUCGGCUCACUACGGAAUGAAAGAAGUUUUCGACAACCUCGUUAUCCACCUCUGCAAGUUCAGCACUCUGACCCCAAUGCGAGAAGGUGAGCCGGAGAAUGACAUCUAGACGAGAGAUUGUUGUGUAAAAUAUGUAAAAUGUAAAACACAAUCUUUGAAACAAGAAAAGCAAAAAAAAUAAUUUUGAAAAGAAAAUAAAAAAAUACAAUCAUGGAAAAACGUAGAAAAGUCAAUUCAUCUCGUUUUUCAAGUCGGCAAGGAUUGAAUAUAUGAUGAACCCUAAUGGAAAAAAUGGAAACACACAUCUAUGAGGAAGGUUGCAGGAGCCUCCGACAGCAUGGAGAUUCAAAGGCAACGUGGUCUCAACGAGAGAGUUUUUCAUCACUCGUCGCCAGAAGGCGUCGCACUGGCCUUUGGGGAGAACCACAAGGCUCAACUGGCGACUCGGACUCUUUUUGAACUGCUACACGCGAACGGGGGCAUUCUCAGAGAAGCAGUCGACAUUGAUCACCUGGUCAUUAAUCCUUUUCCUUCAGGGUUGGCGGAAUCUGCUCGACGUUCUUCUUCAAAUGUUCCGAGCCCGUCUCCUUCCGUCGGAUCUAACGGAAGUUGAAGACUUUGUUGACGAAAAAGAAUGGGUGUCCAUUCUAAGGACUCAUGAAAAGUUUGAUUUCGGUCAAAAAUAAAUAUAUGUAGAGUGGAUAUUUGACAGAUAAUAAUGUUAUCUUCAUUUUUAAUGUUGUUUUUAUUUAUUUAUUUUUCCACCUCUAUUUUUGAAUUAUGUUGCAGGGAGUUGCAAACGGUGCGAAGUGAAACGGGGCUACUAUCGUGGUUUGGACUUGGCGGUAGCGGCGGUGAGUCCGAUCGGAGGAAGCCCACUCAAGAGCAGCUGAAUGCCAUAAAGGUGGUCCUCUCCGGGUUGACUUUCAUCAUGUUUUGUUAUCUUCUGCGUUCAGCUGUCGUCAGCCGUCAUUGCCGAGUGUAGACCUUCGCAAAUCGUACUCGACAGCAAGUACUUAACCAGUACCUCUCUUGCCGAACUUCUCGGUGCCCUCUCUACUAAUAGUAUGCAGAUUGUGGAAAAAUCUCAAGAAACGACGCAUGGAGUGAUUUUUUUAAAUUGAUUUCUUUCAAGGUCAUCCAUUUCGGGGCUUCGGUUGGACCUGCACAACUUUCUAGUUCUCGUUAAGAACUCUUUAAAAAAAUCAUCUGAAUUCGCUAAAAUGGAUGACUUUGAACAUUUUUUUCACAGAGAUUAUGAAGAUGUGUAGGUUGAGACUUUCAGGGUCUCAAUGUUGGUUAUCAUAUCAUACGGCCGUUUUUAGAAAAAACAAAGAAAUUCGCAACUUCCAAGUUAAAUUCACAUGACUUUAUAUAUUUUGAGAGAAAAGAAAUGUAUCUCCAAACUUACGGGAAGGCUGUCGUUUCAAUGCAGGGCUCUAUAUUGAUGGAAUUAGAAGAUUUUCCUAGGGUUCUCGUAAUCCGUAAUCCGCGGUCUUUCUCAAUUAAAUAAGCAGCAAAGAAGCUCAUGAGAAACUACUGAGCGGGAAAGUCUUUGUUGAACGAUAACUUUCCCACCAGUAACAGGGUAUUUGCAAAUUGAGGCGAAUUUUUGACAAGUUCAUGGAGCAACAAUAUACUCUCUGAUUCACAGUACGGCUUUCUCAACAAUAGAAAUACAACGACGCAACUUCUUCAAAAACAGAAGUUUUUAAUCGAGUGCGCCAGUAGAAAUCAGAAUGUGGACGUUGUAUAUUUAGAUAUUAGUAAAGCUUUCGAUUCAGUCACACAUAGGAGGCUCAUUAAAAUGUUAAAAGCUUAUGGGUGUGUAGGUCGCUUACACAAAUGGUUUUCACAGUACUUAACAAAUAGAACUCAAUUUGUCCGCCUUAAUGAUGAGGUAUCCAACGAAACCGAGGUGUUGUCUGGGGUUCCACAAGGAAGCUGCUUAGGACCGUUGUUUUUCUUGAUAUACAUAAAUGAUAUAACUAGUGUCGUAAAACAUAGCAAAAUGCUCAUUUAUGCAGAUGACGUAAAAAUUAUUCAUAAGCUCAGAAACUGAUAAUUAUAACCUCAAGCUGCAAUCAGAUAUUAACUCAAUAAGAUACUGGCUUUUAGAAAGGCAACUAUCUAUUUCUAGCUCUAAAAAGCGUCUAUGUGCGGUAUGGUAAAAAGAAGGGGAAUCUGGAACGACUAUAGAAUAGGAGAGGAAUCCAUCCCCAAACAAGAGGUGAUUAGAGAUUUAGGAGUUAAUUUCAGUUCCGAUCUGAAAAUGCAUCAUCAUAUCGACAUAAUAGUCAAAAAAAGCAUUCGUAUAAUCAAUAAUCUUUUUCCGUUGCUUCACUUUUUUUCCGUUAAAAAAACUUUAUGAACUGUUAUAAAGCCAAAAUUCUACCAAUUUUUAGAGUAUGGAUCGGAGCUAUUCUCUCCACUAACCCAAUCUGACAUAAACAGGCUAGAAUCGGUUCAAAGAAAAAUUCACCAAACGGCUUCUCCCCAAAAAGAAACCUAUGCUGUAAGACUAAAAAUCCCUUUCUCUAGACACUCUAUGGACAAGGCGUCUGCGAAAAGAUAUCAUAAUUACACAUCAGUUCAUAUAUGGCUAUUAUUGGUGUCCAUCUCCAUUCAAAUUACAAACGAUAUCAUAUAGACGAAACCAACUGAGAGGCAACGGCCUUAAACUCGAACCACCACCAAUCCAUCAUGUUCACUAUAACUUUAUUACGCAACGCGUGUAUAAAUACUGGAACGGCUUAAACAGAGUUAUGGUUUUUGAGGAUGACCAAAGAAGAUUUAAAAAGUUGUUUGAAAAAAAUUGGUUUUUUUGAUAAAGGAAGCUGCAAAUUUCACAAAAUGAUUCAACUCGUUUAUAGAUUACUUUUCUUUUUGAUUCUCUUCGAUUUCGACCUAAAAAUAUUUUUUUAGAUUAAAAGUGGAACUUUAUCGAAGUGGAGGCAAAUAUAACUUUCAUGGUUCUCUUCCUCCACGCCACAGAUCUGUCUGUGAGCGAAAUAAACAUUCAUUCAUUAGUCUUCCAUUUUUUUGAUUUAACUUUACUGAAGUUUUUGAGUUUCAGAAAGUCAGCAUGGUGGGCGAAGAUGAAGAUGCGUUAGUUUUCUACUUGGAACUGAUGGUCUCAAUAUCGAUUGAGAACAAAGUGAGUGCAAAUGUCUAUUUCAAGUAUUAUUUUUUUGUUUAUUUACUUUUUGAUUCAAAUAUUAAUAGGUGAAAACCGUGUUAAAUAUUGAGAAAGUUGUGAAAAAAGGAGAGAUAUCUUACUUGUCAUCCCAUCAGUUCUCAGACACUUAUUUUCUGGCGAGUGGGGAAUUCGGGAGAUUCGCGAUGGAAUUUCGCUCGUGUGUAUCGGUAUUUCUGCAGUUGAUUUAAUCGACUUUCCCGCCGACCAAACUGAGCGUUAGAAACGUGUUAAUCGGGAAGAAAACGGCGGGCGCUACUGCGCUAGUACCGAGAAAAGUGACCGCGGAAGAUGCGAUUCAUGUUGAGAACACUUUUUAAAAAAAAUUGAAAAGCAGGUUUUAAAAGAAAAAUGUCAUAGGAAUUGUGAUUAAAUCUUCUUGCGAGUUAGAACUGCAAAGGAAGAUUCUUAACAUUGGAUCUCGAUUUUUAAAAGUUGCGCCUGGAAUGUUUUCUCAUGAGGGCUCGAUUAAGGACCGACUGUCGGUCGUCUGGGGACCCGUUCGACGGCACCUCGAGUGGCUCCUUUCGUCGUCAUUUGGCCGCUGUCCCGUACUCGUCGAGCGUGCCGUUGUUGGACUUCUGCGUGUGGCUAACCGUAACCUUUUCCGUGACAACACAGUUGCCGACGAAGUUCUCCAGUCACUUUCUUUACUUUUUGGUGAGUUGUGUUUCUGA
This is a messenger RNA of Caenorhabditis auriculariae, 4877 nucleotides long. The record is from the annotation of a GenBank genome assembly. Lineage: Eukaryota; Metazoa; Nematoda; Chromadorea; Rhabditida; Rhabditidae.